CUUUGACGCAUAUGUCGAGGAGUGCGUAAUGUUUUGUUUUGGAAUCCCAAGGCUUUUCAUCCAGCUGUCUGUGUAGGUGGUUGAUUGCCAGAGAUUGUUAACAAAAUUUCAUAGUUAUCAGUACAAUAAAUUAACAGUCCUGGUUUGCACUCACCACUUUGCAAAUGGCUGAGACAGAGGUAUUAAAUCAGCCACAAGGAGCUGCAUUGCAAUUAGACCAAGGGGGUGCCGCCCAAGCAGCUGCCCCGGAAGAUGCAGGACUCACCUCUGAGGAACAGAUGGAGGAGGAGAAGUUUGCUAUUCUCAGCAAUAAGACGGUGCUGGUCAGUCCCAGCACGGAGCAGUUCGACCUGCUGCGCUCCCGGCUGGCGGCCCGCGUCGAGGAGGGACAGGGAGAGACCAUCUACGAGGUCGGCGUGGCAGAAGGUGGCGGUGAGGCGGGCCUGCCGCCGGACGAGUAUGCCGCCUCGGUGGCCACCCUGCAGAGUUUGGCGGCCACUCUGGACGCCGACUGUGUGCUGCUCAGGGAGAAAAAGGUGGAAGAGGGCGUCACCGGACAGUACCUGAUAAGGAAGCGGGCCGACGAGCAGGACUUUAUGGAGGUCAGGGUGGCCGUGGUGGGGAACGUGGACGCCGGCAAGUCGACUCUGCUCGGCGUGCUCACCCACGGCGAGCUGGACAACGGGCGCGGCCUGGCCCGGCAGCGGCUCUUCCGGCACAAACACGAGAUGGAGUCGGGACGCACAUCCAGCGUCGGCAACGACAUCCUGGGGUUCGACAGUCAGGGCCGCGUGGUGAACCGCCCCGAGCACGGCUCGCUGGACUGGGUGCGCAUCUGCCGACAGUCGUCCAAGGUCAUCACCUUCAUUGACCUGGCCGGACACGAAAAGUACCUGAAAACCACCGUCUUCGGUAUGACGGGCCACGCGCCCGACUUUGGUAUGCUGAUGGUGGGCGGCAACAUGGGCAUUGUGGGUAUGACCAAGGAGCACCUGGGCCUGGCGCUGGCGCUCAGUGUCCCCGUCUUCGUGGUCAUCACAAAGGCCGACAUGGCGCCCGUUCAGGUGCUGCAGGAGACGCUGAAGCUCCUGGUGAAGAUUCUCAAGUCGCCCGGCGUGCGGAAGGUCCCCGUCAUCGUACGAACCGAGGACGACGUCGUCAUGUCGGCCACCAACUUCGUCUCCGAACGGUUAUGUCCCAUAUUCCAGGUGUCGAACGUCACCGGCCAGAACCUCGAGCUGCUGAAGAUGUUUAUGAACCUGCUGACGACGCGUCCGGCCGGGCGACGCUCGGACCCCGCAGAGUUCCAGAUCGACGACACAUACUCGGUGCCGGGUGUGGGUACGGUGGUGUCGGGCACCACACUGCGCGGCACCAUCCGUCUCAACGACACGCUCCUGCUGGGGCCCGACCCGGUGGGCAACUUCGCGCCCAUCUCCGUCCGCUCCAUACACCGCAAACGGCUGCCGGUCAGCGAGGUGCGCGGCGGUCAGACGGCCAGCUUCGCCCUGAAAAAGGUGAAGCGCUCCCAGAUCCGGAAGGGCAUGGUGAUGGUUUCGGCCGAGCUGCGACCCCAGGCCUGCUGGGAGUUCGAGGGCGAGAUUCUGGUACUGCACCACCCCACCACCAUAUCGGCCCGCUACCAGGCCAUGGUCCACGUGGGCAGCGUGCGUCAGACAGCCUCCAUCGUGCGGAUGUCACAGGACAACCUGCGCACCGGCGACAAGGCCAGCGUCCACUUCCGCUUCAUCAAACACCCCGAGUACCUGAAGCCGGGCCAGCGCAUGGUGUUCCGGGAAGGCAGGACCAAGGCCGUCGGCAAUGUCACCAAAAUGGUACCCAAGGCGCCGGCCGGCCAGCAGCAGAAGCAAAAGUCCCAGAAGGCCCAGCAGUACCACCACCAUCAGCAGCAGCAGCAGCAGCAGCAGCAGCAGCAGCAGCAGCAGCAGCAGCAGCAGCAGGCGGACGGCGCCCCGGCCGGCGGCGGGCCCAGCUCGGCGGUGGAGCCGGACCCCGCCGGCUCCGGCUCCGGCUCCGGCUCCGGCUCCGGCCCCGGCUCCGGCGGAGCGGGGAAGAGGCGAGGGGGACGACGGCAAGGGGCCGCACGGGUGGCCCAGACGCCCGUCGAGGCAGCUGACUGCUAGUGGAGUCCGCGCAGAGGCUACGCGGCGGCCGUGAAGAGGCUACAGCCGGGGCUGUCACGUGGCCCGACCAAAGCACAACGGCGGCGGCGGCGCGUCGUCUGCCCUAACUGCGCUGGCCGGGGCGGGAGUCGGAGGAUACUCUGCCCAGGCCCGGUGGCCCGGUGGGUGUCCGCCAGCAGUGUGUGUGACCGCCGGGACUGCACCGCUGCACCCCUCUCCUGCGGCGGUGGCCGGGGAAGGGGAGCGCCGCCGUUCGGGGCGGGCUGGGCGGCGCGCCCCGGUGGACUGUGGAGUGGUGGGACGCCGGGGGGCCGCCCGGUGUUUGUUUCUGCGAACCGGACUGAGUGCCUCGGCUGGCUCCCGGCGGCCCGCGCCCGCCGGCCGCACUCGGAGGUACAAAAGGUGGGCGCGGCGAGGUCGGCCCUGCGGCCGCCGGCGGUGGCACCGCAGUGUCCGGCUGACUCCCGCGCCCCGCUCUGCAGUCGGGCCCGCAGUGACUCGGCAGUAUGCUGUGUGGCCCGGCAGUUGUACUGUGUGGGGCCCGCAGUGACCCGGCGGUUGUACUGUGUGACCCGGCAGUAUGCUGUGUGACCCGGCAGUUGUACUGUGUGGGGCCCGCAGUGACCCGGCAGUUGUACUGUGUGUGACCCGGCAGUAAACUGUGUGACCCGGCGGUUGUACUGUGUGUGACCCGGCAGUAUACUGUGUGACCCGGCGGUUGUACUGUGUGACCCGGCAGUUGUACUGUGUGGGGCACGCAGUGACCCGGCGGUUGUACGGUGUGAUAACGGCCGCCGGUCGGGGUGCCUGUGCCCGGUGACGGUCGGGAAGCCUGUGUCCGGUGUCGCCUGUGCCUGUGCCCUGUGCCGGGCGGCGGCGGCGCGGUCUGGUAGCGGUGGUGUUGCCCGGCGCGGGCGCGUUUCGGAGUAUUGUGAGGGUCUGUUUUGGUGGUUGGUGUGGGGCGCCGUCCCUGGCUGCUGCACUGAAGUGCCGCCGGCCCGAGUCUGCCUGUCGGCCCGGCAGCCAGCACUGUUUGUAGAGACGAGAUUGUAUUUUCUGCUCGGAGCCCAGGGAUCGAGACGUCUGCUUUUGUGAAGCCAAGAACAAUAGACGUUUUAGAAUAUGAUCAUUCUUAUUUUAAAGCCUUCGACAGUAACCUGUAUCUAAGGUAAAUUUUUAGCAGAAAUUAUUUGACUAUGAUUGUUUAUAUUUCACGGCCUUGAACAGUGAGUUUUGUUUUAGGUAAAUCUAGAGACAUGUGUUGUUAAUUACUUGUUCCAAGUAAAUAGCAUAUCUUUGACAGCUGCAAUGCACACGUUAAAUUGUUUUAAGCAUAUUGGUCUCAAUUUGACAGUACCAUGUAUUCAAUCUGUUAAGUUUUAGAGCUGCUUCAUUUUGCCGCAAUAAACAGAACGCAUUAAG
Molecule: messenger RNA, 3566 nt
Organism: Amphibalanus amphitrite
Lineage: Eukaryota; Metazoa; Arthropoda; Thecostraca; Balanomorpha; Balanidae
Product: GTP-binding protein 1-like
Exons: 16
Coding region: 165-2144 (659 amino acids)
Biological process (GO): translational elongation
Molecular function (GO): GTPase activity; translation elongation factor activity; GTP binding
Source: RefSeq, a predicted model, not a curated record